UAGUUUUGGACUUGAGAACCGCCUUAUUGUUUAAGUACUUCUUUAUUUUGUUCUACUAGAUGUCUGUCUGUGGUUGGUUGCACUAAUAAAGUAAUAACGAUCUGUAGAAGGUCUCUUACCCGAACAAAUCCCCGAGUAGAAGUAUCGAACAAAUAAAGUUCCACAACCGACAACCGUACAUCAAAACACAAGGCGCGAAAUGGAUCAGAGCGAGACCGAAAUCCGAGAAGUCCAAGAAACCAACUCCAAAUCGGAGUUGCAACCUCUUCUUGAGACCCAGAAUCCCAGUUUCAACUCCAAAACUGUGAAGACGAAGGUUCCGGAGGUUGAGAUCCAUCUUUAUCGUCAGGGCAAAGGUCCGAUCGAUGUGUUUAAAUCAAGCCUCGGUGGUUGGGAUCAAGAUCAGCUUGAGGUCCGAGAUAUUCUGGACAAAUACGGAUUCAAGUCCGUAUUCGCCUUCAAACCUGACUCCGGUCGUGGCGUCCCCAUUCGAUUCAACCCUAGAAAUGGCAGGUCUAUACUGACUUACAGAGAUGGAGCCGAAAUUUUCAUUGACGGAGAGCCUAAGGAUUCCCUGAUCAAACCGGUAACCAGGAUCAUUUUCGGCGUGGCAAUUAUAACCAUUUUGAUAACGUUUCUCUCUCGAGACUCACAAGGGUGGAUGAAGAAACUUAAUAUCACUGGGAACUUCCCUCCUUGGAUUCUAGCUUGUGUCGUUAUCGUUUUUACGCGCUCAAGGAAGAGAACUAGGGACUUACUUAAAAAGUACGGUUGGUAAUUGUCUAGUCCUUCGUCUACUUUUGUUCCUUCAAAAAAGAGAAAAAAAAUGUCAUCCUCCAAUAGAAAAUGGAAAGCCAUUAAUCAAUACGUUGAUUCUAGGUUCUCAAUUUCGAACUUCCAAAAAUAGGAGACAGAAUAUUGUACCGUGUUGCUAGCACGAGGUCCAUUGCUACCAUAAAUUCCCUGUCUUAAUUUGUUCUUCGAUAUGUGUAGAUAAGCAGCCUGUGUUUGCUGGACUGAAAUUUGUUUGAGUUUGAGCCAUAGUUUUAACUUUUUGGGUGAAAGCUUUCAUCA
This is a messenger RNA of Cucumis melo (muskmelon), 1074 nucleotides long. RefSeq lists its product as uncharacterized. Bases 200 to 778 code for a protein of 192 amino acids. Lineage: Eukaryota; Viridiplantae; Streptophyta; Magnoliopsida; Cucurbitales; Cucurbitaceae. The transcript has 2 exons. The record is from RefSeq and is a predicted model, not a curated record.